AUGAUGAAUUGGGCAAUAAUUGCUCGCGAAGAUCGUCUCUAUAAGGGCAAAACAUUGUAUAGAUGGGAUGUAUCACCUGGCUUAGAACAUCAUUGCGGAACAUGUGCAACACCACUUCAUAAUGCUCGUUCAAAGUCUUCCUGCCUUGGUAAGCAUGUUGAACCUUGCUUCCGAUUUCAUCAGCAGUUGCACUUCCUUGGAAAAUCUCAUGAAUGUCUCGGAUGCAACACAUCUGAUGAGAUGCACUAUACUCGACACAAAGAGAUCUUGAAUAUUAUUCGAGAGAUCAACACAUUUGAUCAAGCUGAUCUAUCUCUUGGAUCCCAGAUGAUGAAGAGAAAAGACGGAGCUGACAAGAAACGGACAGACUCCGAGACUACCUCCGAGGCAACCGACGCAAUAUCUGAAAUGAGCCUCGAGGAAGAGAUUUUAACAAAGAGAGAAAGGAAGCGAGCAAAGAAGUUGGGAGGAAACACUAGAAGGAACGUUGUUGUUUGUAGUCAAGAUGAGAUCAAUGCCAUUAGCGAGGCAUUGCAUGGUCAAAUACACGAAAGUAAAGGUGCUUGGGAAGGUACAUAUGCUUAUGACAACCGCCAUGCUGAUACAUCAUCUGCAAUUGCUGGUCCGGUUGGAGGGGAGGAUGAAGAAUAUGAUACAUAUGCGGUUCAGCCACUCACUCAAGUUUCCAACAAAGAAUACAAGACCCCCAACUAUCCGACUCCAAAGCAACAAAGGGCAGCCAAAAGACUCACGACAGUAACACCAUUAAGACAAUCCAAACUCCGUGGUCACCAGCAAAGAUUUACUCCCGAAACAGCCUACAAAAACGAUCCAUAUGGUGGUAUUGAUCCCGAAAUUUUCUGCCGUCUUGGUAUUGAUGUCAAACCGCCUUCUAAUCCGAAAAGCCGAAAAGAGAUGAUGGGAAAGCUCAUCGCUGCCAUCCAGAAUGAUCUACAUGUUAUCCGACGGGAAGAAGAAGAGGCUGUCAUCAGAGAAGAAGGUUUCUGGAGAUGGGCUGGACGAAACGCGUUUCGAAAUAUCCUUGAAUACCGCAAAAAAUUUGACUGGGCAACUGGUCAGAAAAUAACUCCGGGUCAGAAAAUGAUUGCGAUGAAAACUGAAGCAGAGCUCUUUGGCGACGAACCGGAAAAUUCUCAGAUCGAUGAUGAGACAGAGGGAGACGGCAGACAAGAUGAUUCAGAGAACGAAGACGAAGCUACGGCGGAUACGGACAUGCCUGCAGAAAUGACGGUCGAGAGGAAGGAUAUAAAAGAAAUGGCACAUGGAAGCGAGGAUAUAUUUCUUGAAGAAAAAGAGCAGAAAGUCAAGAAGCACAAGGUCUUGAGAAUCACCACGGCACACGAGUCGCACAUUCAACCAAAAUCAAGACAAUAUAAGAGUAUUUCGAAGACACCUCAUGGUAAAAAUAGAAAUGUCUACAAGUGUUUCGAAACCGAAGGAGUUGAUGGUUCUCUGGAAGAAGAUGACGAGAUGGAACAAGAAGGUAUCCAUGAUCUUGUUAGAUACAGUGUGAAAUAUGGCGGCAAUACCCUCAAGUCUACUUCUACAUGGGCGAGUGUUGUUGGCUACAGCUCAAUCGGCACUACAAGUACUGCUAAGAAAGGAAAGAGAAUUAUUACAGAUCGAAAAACCGUCCCUCCUCCGGUUGAAGAUGGCGAGUGGACCACGGUUACGAAGAAAGGAAGGAAGAAUUGA
Messenger RNA from Botrytis porri, 1716 nucleotides. RefSeq lists its product as uncharacterized. The coding region runs from base 1 to 1716 and encodes 571 amino acids. The record is from RefSeq and is a predicted model, not a curated record. Lineage: Eukaryota; Fungi; Ascomycota; Leotiomycetes; Helotiales; Sclerotiniaceae. The transcript is spliced from 5 exons.